AAAAGAAGGUUGAAAAAGAACUACGUACGUUUUGCUGGUUAGCUAGCUAAUGCAUGCUUUUUUAUAAUAACCGAACUGUGUAGUUGAAUCAUGAAUCGCAUGAUCAACCUAUCUCUUCCAAUUAGGUGAGCAUUGUGUUCGGCGUUGAAGCUUUCCGUCUCAACUACUCAAACUCAUGGUGACGGUGCCAUUCAUGCUUCCUCACACUCACGUAAAAUCCCUUGAAUUUGGCAUAUACUAAGCAUUGGUUCACUGUAUACUACUCAAACUCAUGCAGAGAAAGAAGAAGAGGGGAAUUCACAUCGGAGAGAGAGAGAGAGUGAUCAGAUUCCCUGAAGAAUAAAUCUGAUCCCCUCAUAGAGAGAGAGAUACAGAGAGAGAUAUCCGCUGGAUACGACAAUGUCAAGGAAGAGUUGUAACUCACAGCUUAUGUAGAAAGGAGACAUCAUUUUCUGGGGUUAAGGUUCCGACAGAACCCACAGCAUGAUGUCGAAAAAGGUGAUCAUUAACAUCCCCAGAAGUAGCAGUUCUUUGAAUUCUAAUGGGGAAGAAGACAACUUCCCUGAUAAGGUCAAGGGAGCGUGAGAUAAGGGCUGCUGAGGAAAGAUUAUUGGAGAAAGAUAUACCUAGGACUGAUGAGGAAUUUGAGAAACUAGUUAGAAGUUCUCCAAAUAGCAGUUAUGUUUGGAUAAAAUAUAUGGAAUUUGUGCUCUCUAUGGCUGAUGUUGAGAAGGCACGCUCUAUUGCUAAAAGGGCUUUGGAAACAAUAAACUUUCGAGAAGAGAACAAGAAGCUCAAUGUUUGGGUGGCUUAUUUUAAUUUGGAAAUCAAAUAUGGAAGUCCUCCAGAGGUAAUAAAAAUACUAAAAAUGUUGUAGUAUAUAUGAUUAUUGUUGUCAUUGUUUAUAUGUCUAUUUCAUGUAUAGGAUAUAUACUUGAGUAUAAAGAGAGGUGCUUAAGUGUAAAGAUAGGUAUAGUGACCUAAAUGAUAAGCUUUAUGCCAAAGAGGAACAAGCAUGGUUAUCUCCAUCAUCACAGCCACAAUGCCACAAUGUAAAGCUAGAAAUGGAGUUGUCAUCAAAGUUGUAUCAUUCUUUAAGCAUCUCACACCUCAAAUGUAUUCCUAUAAAUACCUCCUUGUAUGAGAUGAAUAAACACACUUGAAUCUCUAUUCCCUCUCUCUCUCUGUCAAUUUUGCUUGUCCUUAAA
Molecule: messenger RNA, 1208 nt
Organism: Rosa rugosa (rugosa rose)
Lineage: Eukaryota; Viridiplantae; Streptophyta; Magnoliopsida; Rosales; Rosaceae
Product: rRNA biogenesis protein RRP5-like
Exons: 4
Coding region: 542-877 (111 amino acids)
Biological process (GO): rRNA processing
Cellular component (GO): small-subunit processome; nucleolus
Molecular function (GO): protein binding; RNA binding
Source: RefSeq, a predicted model, not a curated record